This is a messenger RNA of Westerdykella ornata, 351 nucleotides long. RefSeq lists its product as uncharacterized. The annotation marks the transcript as partial. NCBI's taxonomy places the organism in Eukaryota, Fungi, Ascomycota, Dothideomycetes, Pleosporales, Sporormiaceae. The record is from RefSeq and is a predicted model, not a curated record. The transcript has a single exon.
AAAGAUUCAUUAUCGAACUGCUGUCAAAAGCUUUGCAAAGAUGCCGAAUUACUUAGCAAGGUUGGACGCAUUUACGGUCGCAGUGCCACUGUUGCUGCAGACGCUGUUAGCGUAUUAGCAACACCGCAAUCUUCCCGUACAGAAAGGAUGUACGUGCAGUUUGCCCAGGACAUUAUACGGCACUCAAAUCCUGGAAUCCUGGUAUUAUGUGCGGCGAGUCUAGGAAAAUAUCGCAUUGCCCGUUUAUCUGUGGCGGACAGAGCACGUCUCGUAGUUUGGAUUAAAGAAAAUCAGGCUUUGUUGCAUUCUAAGACUCUAGACACGCUUGCUGAGCAGUACCGGAUACCCCUU